Nicotiana tabacum (common tobacco) is the source of this 1642-nucleotide messenger RNA. RefSeq names its product protein WVD2-like 3. NCBI's taxonomy places the organism in Eukaryota, Viridiplantae, Streptophyta, Magnoliopsida, Solanales, Solanaceae. Gene Ontology annotation, molecular function: microtubule binding. The record is from RefSeq and is a predicted model, not a curated record. Gene Ontology annotation, biological process: microtubule cytoskeleton organization.
GACAUAUAAAUACAUGAGUAACAGGGACGAUCUACAUAUAGUGACACACCGCUCCCUGAACCGCUGGAUAAAGGCGCAAACUCACACAAACAAACUAAACCCAAACCCAAAAAAAAACAAAUUAAGUACUACAUCUUUUCUAAAGAGAUUGAUGGAGCUGGAAGUUACUGAUAUCUGUAUGGACAAGGAGCAAAAUGGUAGUGUAAGUUACUGUGAUGGUGCGUCUCCAGAUUCAAGUUACAUAAUUGACGGUAAUCAAGAUGUUCAGUCGCCGAAGCUUAUUAUAGGGGAACAUGAAACUGAUACCCUGAAUGAGAGUGUUGAAACAAAGGAGUAUGAAGUGAAAGAAUGCACAGCUGAAGUAUCAGUUGAGAUAUCCAAACUUUGUGAAGUUGAAAGUACCAAGGAGCAAUAUACACGUAGCUCAAAAUGUGAGAUUGAAUUGCCUACAAAGGAGCACAAAUCUGAAGUCCCAAAAUUAAAAGAUGAUAAUAAGAGGUCAAAAGCCUCAGUGAAAUCGGCAGUCAAAUCUACUGCUGGAAACUGCAAAACAAAGUGUACAGUUCCUCAGCCAUUUGCUUUGGCAACUGAGAAGCGUGCGUCCCAAGGAACUCGUCUUGUUGGGAAUGAUCUAGACAAUGUUAGUUUUGUGCAUAAGUCACCUGAAGCCAAUAAUUCGCGAGUCCCAAGUACGAAACAAAACCAGGUGUCCUCACCAGUUGCAACUAGGAAGCCGCUACAACCUGAUAACAAGAAGCAUUCUGAUGAAGAAGACUCAUGCUCACUUACUUCUUGUGCUAUGCUACCAUCAAGAAAAUCCAGGGCCACUGCCGCGUCAGCCCCUAUAUUCCGAUUAUCUGAACGUGCAGAGAAAAGGAAAGAGUUCUACUCAAAAUUAGAGGAGAAACAUCAAGCUAUGGAGGCCCAAAAAAUUCAAUGGGAGGCAAGGACGAAGGAAGAGAGAGAAGCAGCUAUAAAGCAACUGAGGAAAAGUUUGAUGUUUAAGGCAAGCCCAAUGCCAAGCUUCUACCAUGAGGGACCUCCACCAAAGACUGAAUUGAAGAAGGCACCGCCAACACGUGCGAAAUCACCAAAGUUGGGCAGAAGGAAGAGCUGCAGUGACUCAGUUUGUUUAGACAAAGGGAUAGGAGCUUAUGAUCGAGGAACUCGCCAUAGUCUUGAAGUUUACAACGAAAAUGCUGCCUUUGAUUCCAGAAAUAGGAAAGAUCGUAUAAAUAUUCAGAACAGUACUGCCGUGUACAAAUUUAACCACGAGGCCAAUCAUGCAGAGGAGAUAAAUGAAUCAUAUAUGAGAAAGAUACAUGACGAAAUGAAUGUGGACAUUACUGUUCAUUCUUGAGCAUUUUGUGAGUCUUCUAAUUUAAUAAGAGGAGGAACUUUUCUUUUGCUUCUUGUUACUGCUGUUAAGGGUUGUGCAUUUGACUGCUAUUUAAACUGCAAAAGCUUUUUUGCAGUGAUCUGUGUGGCGUUUAUUUAUGAAGUGUAAAUUUCUGUAAGUUAUUUCCAUACUUGUGUAAAGUGACUCAUUUUCGUGUAAUUUAUCUUUGAAGAAACUGGCUAUCAUGACCACUUUGUCCUUGUAAAUUGCAAUUUGAAUAGUAGCAUGUAAUGUUCUGCCUUA